CAGACAUUCCCCGCGAUCGAAAUUUGAAUAGUCUUCAAAAGAAAAGGUCAGCUACCUUGAUCCUAACGACCUACCUUAGAGCCUUCGAUUCUCGUCUAGAUACAUUAAACAUCAUCAGCAAACUCAAUCAUCUUAAAUCUUCAGAUCGUACCACCAUUAUCACAACUCUAGGCGACAUGGGGCUUUUUGGAAAAUCCACACCGACAGAUGGCGCCGGCUCCGAUGAGCCCAAAAAGUCUCUAUACCAACGCUACCAAGACAAGAAGAGCGGCCGCGACACACAGAUUUCAGACGAGGAUCUCCAAAAGUACACCGGCAAGACCAAAGAUGAGAUCAACGACUGGGCUAAAGACCGGCCUGGCGUCGCAGGGAAUCGGGCUGCAGGGACGCUCACGGCGGGACCCGCUUCCGGCUUUGGCGGGAUGGCGACGGCGGAUGGCUAUGGUGGAUGGGGAACGGAUGCUGGAUCGGACCCAAAGCAUCCGCCAGCGCAGAAGGGGCGGAAGGAGAUUGAUGACUCCGAGUCGCUGCAUUAAGGGAGGGUCACGAUAGUUGCGAGAACGAGGGUUUAUUAUUAGAAAUGCCAAACAACUUCAGAUAGGGAGGGAGGGGUCAGCAACGAGGUGGUUCAAAGAAACAGGGUAGUGUAAGAUGAACCUAUCAACGGUGCGGGACAGCGGAAACAUUCGUUCAUCCGGAAUAGUUUUAUGACUUGUCUCAUAAAAUGAUUUAGUCUCAGUACCAUCAUCCGAUACAUUUAUAAUGAACACGCUAUUGGCGGGGACUCUUCUUGAGAAGCUUCAUGCACU
Colletotrichum phormii is the source of this 809-nucleotide messenger RNA. RefSeq lists its product as uncharacterized. Lineage: Eukaryota; Fungi; Ascomycota; Sordariomycetes; Glomerellales; Glomerellaceae. The transcript has a single exon. The coding region runs from base 177 to 536 and encodes 119 amino acids. The record is from RefSeq and is a predicted model, not a curated record.